This is a messenger RNA of Dromiciops gliroides (monito del monte), 1702 nucleotides long. It is a transcript of the gene PARVB, whose product is annotated as parvin beta. Lineage: Eukaryota; Metazoa; Chordata; Mammalia; Microbiotheria; Microbiotheriidae. Gene Ontology annotation, cellular component: actin cytoskeleton; cytoplasm; focal adhesion. Gene Ontology annotation, molecular function: actin binding. Gene Ontology annotation, biological process: substrate adhesion-dependent cell spreading; actin cytoskeleton organization; establishment or maintenance of cell polarity. Bases 101 to 1213 code for a protein of 370 amino acids. The record is from RefSeq and is a predicted model, not a curated record. The transcript has 13 exons.
CGCCCCUCACUCCCCUUCGGCUGCUGGCACACGCGCUCCCGCUCCCGGGCAGCCACGCGCACGUUCCCCCGCCGGUGCCUCCUCCGCCCUCGCCGGCCUCAUGUCCACGCUGCCCGUCGCCCCGCUCCGCUCGCCUGGGCCUCCGCUUCGGCCGCCCCGGGCCAAGAAGGACGAGUCCUUCCUGGGCAAGCUGGGAGGCACAUUGGGCCGGAAGAAGCGAGCCAAGGAGGUGAACGACCUUCAGGAAGAGGGCAAGAAUGCGAUCAACUCUCCCAUGACGCCGGCUACAGUGGACAUCCACCCUGAGGACACCCUCCUUGAAGAGAAUGAGGAGCGGACGAUGAUUGAUCCCACCUGCAGGGAAGAUGCCAAGUUCAAAGAACUGAACAAGGUUUUAAUUGACUGGAUUAAUGAUGUGCUGGUGGAGGAGAGGAUCAUCGUCAAGCAGCUGGAGGAGGACCUCUAUGACGGACAAGUGCUGCAGAAGCUUCUAGAAAAGUUAGCCGACCGCAAGCUGAAUGUGGCCGAGGUGACGCAGUCAGAAGUCGGUCAGAAGCGAAAGCUGCAGACCAUCCUGGAGGCCGUUUAUGACAUGCUGCGGCCCCACGGCUGGACCAUCAAAUGGAAUGUGGACUCGAUCCAUGGCAAGAACCUUGUGGCUAUUCUUCACCUCUUGGUCGCCUUGGCCAUGCACUUCCGAGCCCCCAUCAGGCUUCCUGAGCACGUCUCUGUGCAGGUGGUGGUCGUCAGAAAGCGGGAAGGCCUGCUGCAUUCGGCCCACGUGGUAGAGGAGCUGACCACCACCUCCGAGAUGAUGAUGGGAAGAUUUGAACGAGAUGCCUUCGACACGCUCUUUGACCACGCUCCCGAUAAGCUCAGCGUGGUGAAGAAGUCUCUUAUCACGUUCGUGAACAAACACCUUAAUAAAUUGAACUUGGAGGUGACGGAGCUGGAGACACAGUUUGCAGAUGGUGUGUACCUGGUUUUGCUCAUGGGCCUGCUGGAAGGGUACUUUGUUCCUCUCCAUAACUUCCAUUUAACUCCAGAGAAUUUUGACCAGAAGGUCCACAAUGUCUCAUUUGCUUUUGAACUCAUGCAAGAUGGAGGACUCAAAAAACCGAAGGCUCGUCCAGAAGAUGUUGUCAACCUGGAUCUCAAGUCUACCCUGAGGGUUUUAUACAACCUGUUCACCAAGUACAAAAACAUCGAGUGAUCCCAGAAGCUGCUGAAAUAUUCAUCCCCAACGUCUUCCUGAAGGGAAACCAGUCUUCGAGCCCCACUCUCUCCUUUGUGCCUUAGACUAGUUGGCCUGCCUUCACCAUGCCACAGGAUUUGCUGCCUCCUCUUUGCAGUUGUUUGAUGCACUGUUUCCUUGGUGCUAGGGAGCAAAGCCCACUGGAGAUGAUGGGGCCGGGGCCAGGGGGUGGGGGCUCCCCAGGCUCGGAGGCUGGAUCCCUCUUCCUCUUUUGCUCUUGGAACAGAUGACCAGCUCAGACCCCGCCCCCAGCGCGGCCACCUGGACUAUUCUAGCAUGGAGCCUGCAGGGACUGGGGUCUGUCCAAAUGCCCUCACGCUGUCCUGGCUUUUCCACAGUUUCUUUCGCCUCCUACAUCCAGUAAAAAUGGGCUUUGCGUUUUUCUUUCCACCCUCUCCUUUCUUUGUUUUUUCUCCCCUUUCGAUGAAAGUCUGAAACUAUUUAUAA